AUGUCGAUGGGAAUAUCCUUAUCUCAAUUCAUAGUCGAGAAACAAUUACCGUUAUCGAGUGGUAUAUCAGGAUUAGAUGAUCUGUUAAAUGGAGGAUUUCAAAGAAGAUCCAUCUAUGAAAUAUUUGGAACACCAGGGAUAGGAAAGACCAGGUUUGGUAUUCAGUUGGUUGACAAUUUUUUAUCUAGUGAUGAUGAUAAUAUCAAUGGACAAGAUAAUGGCGAAAAAUCCGUCUUAUGGAUCGAAACACAUCGACCAAUUUCUGAUAAUUUCAUUUCGAGAAAUAUAAACCAUAAUAAUCAUACUGAUACUAAACAGACGACGCAAGAUGAAAAUAUUUUUAAAAUCCGGAUAACUAAAUACACAGAGUUGUUAUAUUUUUUCCGAAGACAACUAUCCAAAAAAAUUAAAGAAGAGACAAAGGAUGAUGAAGACCACGAUGAUAAUGAUACUAGCCAUAUAAAGAAAAGAGGGUAUGAGUUGAUUAUUAUAGAUGGGUUCUCUCAGAUAAUAAAUGAUCAUAUACAAAUUCUACUCAAUAGGGGAUAUCAAGAGACUUCAAUUCAUGAAACGAAAUGUAAUCAUCUGAUAUUAUUAAUGACAUGGAUGACUAAAUACAUUCAUUCGCAUAAUGGUACGAUAAUCUUAUUGAACGAUAGUAUGAACACAUCGUAUCAACAAUUAGAUCUUUCUUCCAUGGAGAAUGAUUUCGAAGUUAUUGAAGAUGGUUCCAACUUUUUUGUAAAGUCGUGGUUUGGUGGAAUGACGAACCAAAACAGUAAGGAAGAAACUCUGGGGCGCAAUUCCAUCCCAUCAAGAUCAUACUCUGAGAGUUAUACACAUAACAACAACAACAGUACUACCGGUAAUAAUAAACGCACGCCACUUCGAAGAAAUAAUGUUCAAGUAUUGAAAAGUUCUUUAAUUGCUAAUUCUGCGAUGGGUCCCAAGGAUUUUAAAUGGGAAAUUUUCUUGAAGAAACGGAUUGGGUUCUUCUGGAAUUGGUUAAAUGAUACUGAUGCUAAUACUGACAAAAAAAGCAAGUUUGAAAGAUGCCGUCUGGCCAUCAUAUUUGACCUUAAUAAUGAUCAUGAUUCCUCGAAUAGGAGUAGUCCAGAACCUUCCAAUACCCCACUUUCUCAACAACGUCAGGGUCUUUUGAAAAGGAACAACAGACAAGAACCACAACAGGGUCACAUUGACACACUGAAGAAUUCAUUUGAAAAAUGUGCCAAAUUUGCUUAUUGUGAGGUAACGAAUACGUUUGUAUCAGUUGGUAAUUCAGGCAACAAUCUUAACAUAGGCGUCAAGAAAAGGAGGAGAUUAGACAAUGUUAAUGGUGAUUAUAAUAUGUUACGGUCAUUAACCACUACUAACUCCAUCACCAAUGCCACCACUACAAUACCAUCAACUUUGGGCCAAAUAACCGGAACGUGUGAAACUCUCAAAGGAGGAAAUGUGUCCAAUUUGAUUCCUAUUGAAGUAACUCAACAAGAACAAGAACAAGAACAAGAGUCGUCUCAAAAGAGUAAUAAAAAGUUGACGGACAAUGGGCUAGAAUGGACGACCUUAUCCGAACAGGGUAAUAACAAAGGGGUAAAUAUAUGCAAGGACCCCAGAGAGGAAACAACAAUUCAGAUAGGGAAAGGAACAAUGGUCGAAGAUGAUGAAAACGACAUAAUUUAUGACAGUGAAGCUUAA
Naumovozyma dairenensis CBS 421 is the source of this 1701-nucleotide messenger RNA. It is a transcript of the gene RAD55, whose product is annotated as putative DNA-dependent ATPase RAD55. Bases 1 to 1701 code for a protein of 566 amino acids. The record is from RefSeq and is a predicted model, not a curated record. Gene Ontology annotation, molecular function: ATP binding; crossover junction DNA endonuclease activity; four-way junction DNA binding. Gene Ontology annotation, biological process: reciprocal meiotic recombination; meiotic DNA recombinase assembly; DNA repair. Gene Ontology annotation, cellular component: Rad51B-Rad51C-Rad51D-XRCC2 complex; replication fork; Rad51C-XRCC3 complex. The transcript has a single exon. NCBI's taxonomy places the organism in Eukaryota, Fungi, Ascomycota, Saccharomycetes, Saccharomycetales, Saccharomycetaceae.